Aphidius gifuensis is the source of this 1258-nucleotide messenger RNA. Its product is annotated as lipase 3-like. The record is from RefSeq and is a predicted model, not a curated record. The transcript is spliced from 7 exons. Gene Ontology annotation, biological process: lipid metabolic process. Gene Ontology annotation, molecular function: hydrolase activity, acting on ester bonds. Bases 1 to 1134 code for a protein of 377 amino acids. Lineage: Eukaryota; Metazoa; Arthropoda; Insecta; Hymenoptera; Braconidae.
AUGUACAAUCCAAUUGGAUUGAUUGAGAGCUGGGGAUAUCCAGCAGAGCAGCACAACAUUACGACAGAUGAUGGAUAUAUUUUGAAGGCAUUUCGAAUACCAUGGAGUCCAUUGAGUUUGUCAAAGAAAAAUCAACAAAAACCAGUUGUUCUUAUGCUAAAUGGAAUUGCGUUACUAUCAGAUGUUUGGCUAUUAAGUCCCAACCGAAGUUUAGCUAAGCAACUUGCUGAUGAAGGCUAUGAUGUUUGGCUGGGUAAUUAUCGUGGUACAACGCAUGGACGUGAUCAUGUUACAUUGUCACCAAAUGACAAAAAUUUUUGGAACUUUAGUGUUCAUGAAAUUGGAUACUAUGACGUUCCAUCAACAAUUGAUUAUGUUUUGAAUGCAACAAAUCAAAAUUCUUUGAUAUUUCUUGGAUAUUCAUUGGGAACGGCAUCACUAUUCAUUGCAUUAUCAGAACGACCAGAGUAUAAUUCAAAGGUUCAAUUGAUGAUUGGCUUUGGUGCAAUUGCUGGAUUUUUAAAUAAAAAUUAUAUGGACCUGACAAUGUAUAAUUUUAUAGAAUCAGUUGGAAAUAUUAUUGAUCCUACUGGAACUUUUGAGACAUUACCUCAAAAAUCAAUUUAUAAUAUAUUAUUCGAAGAAAUAUGUGUCAACUUGAAUAUUGUUGAUUGCUGUUUAAUUCCAGUUAAUAUUCUGUGUGGUAAAAAUAACAAACAAUUUGAUAAUAAUAUUUUUGCCAAUCUUUUGAAUUAUUUUCCUGGUGGAACAUCUGGAAAAGUUUUCCUGCACUCUGUACAAUUUGCAAAAACUCGAAAAUUUCAACAGUAUGAUUAUCAAAAUGAAAAAGAAAACAUAAAACAUUAUGGUACACCAAAACCUCCACAAUAUAAUUUGGAAAAUAUUAAAUCACCAAUGAUAAUUUUUUAUUGUCUAAAAAAUGAUCCAUUUUCUUCUUUUGAAGACGUCAUCGAAAUAAGUAAAAGUGUUUCGAGCAAAGUUAUUGUUGAACAAGUAUCUGACGAAAAUUUCAAUCAUCUCAACUUUAUAACUGCUAAAAAUGUGAAAGAAAUAGUCAAUGAUAGAGUGAUCGAGUAUCUUGAUCAAUUUACAAAAGGAAAAAUUAUUUUUUAAAAUAUUUAUAUCUUAGCAAUAAAUAUAUAUACAUUUAUAAUACUCUUAAUAUUUUGUUAUCUAUAAAAACUGACUUAAGUAGUAGUUAUUGUAAUCUAUAUUUAGAAUUUAUAAUAAAAUAUGU